Messenger RNA from Anopheles maculipalpis, 923 nucleotides. RefSeq lists its product as uncharacterized. Bases 6 to 923 code for a protein of 305 amino acids. The transcript has 4 exons. Gene Ontology annotation, cellular component: cytosol. The record is from RefSeq and is a predicted model, not a curated record. NCBI's taxonomy places the organism in Eukaryota, Metazoa, Arthropoda, Insecta, Diptera, Culicidae.
GAUUAAUGAUGGCAGAAGCAGAAAAAGAGUGUAAGCAAAUAGAAAUAGCCGUCCAACGUCACCGGAAGAUGUUGCAUUACGUGACCAAGAAGUGUGUCCCUUUGCUGGAAACAAAGCUAAAGGAAGCGGAUGAAAAGUCUGUCUCGUGGAAGGAACGAGCGCUAAAAGCGGAAGCCAGAGUGGCCCUGUUGGAGCGCCAGCUAGAGGAUAAAGUUAACCAAAUGAACAAUUACAAAAGAUUGUACGAAGGACAGUACCAAGUGAUGAUCAAGAUCGGUUCCGUGAUGGGUGAAAUCGUAUGGAAAUCGUUCAAAAGUCAAUCGAACGUAAAAAUGCUCAUCCAAGCCCAAGAAACGAUGCAAAAGUAUUGUGCACUAACGAAAGGUUUAAUUGAUUCGUUCCUUACCGCGUACGGCGUUAAUCCACCUCCGUUGCAAUCCACGGAACACGUAUUUGUAAUAUCGGUUCUAGGAGCAAUCACGAAUUUGGCAGCCUUUACCGAAGGAAGAGCAUUUCUGGCCCAGCAAGAAGAAAUGGUACAACUGAUGAAAAAGAUGGUACUCGGUCAGGAACAGUGGAGCUGUACACAGUUUCGCUUGAUGAAGCGUAUGGUGCUAACGUUCGCGUACAAUAUGUCGCUGGAAGAUCCGGUUGCUUAUUUCAUGCUGAGCGAGGAAAGGCUUGUCAGUUGUGUUCUUCGUUGUUUGAGUUUGAACGAUCCUACCGAUGUGGUAGCGGUUGCGGUGGCUAUUAUCUAUCGCUUGCUUAGUACAUCGCUUCAGGCAGGGAUCCCUUCGGCAUUGCCAGAAAAGAUUCCGUGGACAAUGAUAAAAACGAUGAAGGACUCUACGGACACACAAUUGGGAGAUAUUGCGACGAGUCUUUUGAACGUCAUGGAGAUCUCAGAGGCUGCUGGGAUCUAG